Messenger RNA from Rotaria sp. Silwood1, 258 nucleotides. Lineage: Eukaryota; Metazoa; Rotifera; Eurotatoria; Philodinida; Philodinidae. The record is from the annotation of a GenBank genome assembly.
AUGUCUCGUAAACAUCUUAUUGAUUCAUUAGCUGAAAUGGGCAUAUUAAUUCUAACUGGUAUAACAACUGAUGUAUUACGUCUGUUAUAUGAAACUAAUAUUAUCGAUGAACAAAAGAAAAAGAAGAAUAAACUUACAAUUGCAUCAGCAAUGACUAAAGCUCAUCAUAAUCAACAUGCUGCAUCGGCUGAUGAUUCUUCGGAUGAUGAUACACAUCAAAUUGAUGAUGUUAAUAUUAAUUAUAACAAAAUGACUUAA